Molecule: messenger RNA, 2055 nt
Organism: Jaminaea rosea
Lineage: Eukaryota; Fungi; Basidiomycota; Exobasidiomycetes; Microstromatales
Product: sugar transporter
Exons: 3
Coding region: 1-2055 (684 amino acids)
Biological process (GO): transmembrane transport
Cellular component (GO): membrane
Molecular function (GO): myo-inositol:proton symporter activity
Source: RefSeq, a predicted model, not a curated record
AUGAGCCUCACUUCGUCGAAGGACUCAUCUCCCUCGGAUCUUGAUUCGAUACCCUUGCAAGCUAUUAACAACAGCAGACACGACGAGGGUCAGGGCAUGCCCUCGAACCCACCCGACCAUGGCGAGGCUGGUAUGAGCCAAAUGGGGAAGCACUCCAAUGGCUUGAGUGCUCCCAUGAACGGCCACGACUCAUCAGCACCCAAGCAGCAGACGAUGACCUCGCACGAGGAAAGUGGCGCAGCAUACAUGGCAGAGGAGGAGGGGGAGGACGAUGUUAUCACUGCUGUUCUGCCGGAAGCGGCGCAAGGUAUCCUCACGCCCUACCUCAUCACCUCGUCCAUCCUGGCUGGCUUCUCAGGGCUACUCUUUGGUUGGGACACGGGCCUGGCGGCUGGCAUGCUCGUAUCGAUUCAUUCAGACCUGAAUGGCCAGCCGCUAACUGCAGGAGAGCAAGAGGCAGUCGUAUCCGCGACGACUGCAGGUGCCAUCUUGGGGUCCCUAGUCGCAGGCAGGGCAGCAGAUCGUUUCGGCCGCAAGACGGUGAUAUUGGUUGCGGCUCUGUUGUUCCUGCUGGGGAGUCUGGAACAAGCUGCAUCUCAGGAUGUGCGGCAACUUGUUCUCGGGAGGGGGAUCGUCGGCGUGGCCGUUGGGGGAAGCGCGAUGGUAGUACCCCUCUACCUAGCAGAAGUGGCUCCCACUUCCCUGCGAGGCCGCAUCGUAGGCAUGAAUUCCCUUCUGGUAACGGCGGGCCAACUAGUUGCAUACCUCGUCAACGCCCUUCUCUCCCCUCUUGCUCACUCAUGGCGAUGGAUGGUCCUCGCUUCUGCCCUUCCCGCCGUCGUCCAGCUCAUCGGGCUAGCCAAGCUAGACGAAAGUCCUCGCUGGCUGGUGGGCAGGGGCAGAUACGUCGAGGCGAGGAGGGUCAUCAAGAGGAUAUACCCAAUGGCGUCCGAGGCCGAAGUGGAGGGAAUGGUAGACAGGAUGGAAAGUGGAGCAAGAGGCGGGUCAAGAGCAGCCAUGACGAGCGACGACAUCGAUGCGGAGCCUGGGUCAUCACGGCGAGCUGCAAAACCCUCCCUGCGUUCCCAAUGGCAGCAUCUCCUUCAGAGCAAACGCGCGCUCAUCCUCUCAUGCGGCCUCCAAUUCUUCCAACAAGCAUCAGGCUUCAACGCCCUCAUGUACUAUUCGCCGCGCCUCCUCAGCAUCGCAGGCUUCACCGCAAACCCAAACUCGUUUGCCACUCUGAUCGCUGUAGCCAACUUCGGGGGUACCGUCGCGGCUAUGCGGCUCGUGGAUCGGCCGGAGUGGGGCCGAAGAAGGCUGUUGAUGUGGACGACAGUGGGUAUGGCGGCGUGCCUGUUGGGACUGGCGGGGGCGUUUGCGAUGAUACCGAACGCCGGGGACGUGACAGAUGGGCCGACGAAGGGGACACCAGAGCCAAAGCCAAGCAGCGUAUUCGCGCCACCGUCGACGCCUCAGAAGGGCAACGAUACGGCGAUCAACGCAGUGCGAGCCCCUUCAUCCGUACUGGACGCCACUCUCACCUCACGGGCUACUUCAGUCCCACAGACCGGGUCUGUGGUCUGGCCCAUCCUCUCCCUCCUCCUCAUGAUCCUCACCACCCUGCUCUAUGCCCUCGGACUUGGCAUCAUACCCUGGCUCGUUACCUCGGAGUCCUUCCACGGCCCCUCGCGCUCGCUAGGCAUCGCGAUAUCAUCGGGGUGUAAUUGGACUACCAACCUGAUCUGGAGCUCGACAUACCUCAGUCUUGUGCAGGUCGUCGGUGGGCCCUCUGUGCUAUUUGUGGUGUUUGCGGGUAUGGCAGGGGGAUGUGCUGCGUUUGCUCGGGGAAGGCUGGUCGAAUUGAGAGGCGUAGGGAUUGAGGAUGUGGGUGCAGCUUUCGGCGGUAGCGACCAGCGGCAGCAGCAGCAGCGAAGGGCGCAUCAACAGGACGAGGGUGAUGGCGAGGAAAGAGCAGGGCUGCUCGAGAGCGAGAGACGCGGCCAAAUGAGGGCAUCUGACAGGGAGGAGGCAACCCCGUCCAAUGCACCGUAA